GGGGGUUGCUGUGGCAACUGAUGAUGGCGUGCUGCUCGCUUUGCCCUGCACUGCGCAUGCGCGGACCAUCGACACCCGCUUUCGCAGGCAGGAAAUGUGAGCAACUUUUUCCACCAUGUAGCCCCACGUUCGCACUUUUCGCCGCACCGACUCCGGUAACCCGCUUUCUUUUGUCGCACGUGUUUCUUAAAAGCACAUCUUCACCGGGCGAAGCGAGCGUUUACUUUUGAAUUUCCGCCGCAUUGGCUUUAAAAGCCGCGCAGAUUUUGCGGUCCUCUCACAAAACGGCGUCCUGUCCCUUUAAGCGAGGGGCCGCGCAGUCCGAGCCGCAGCCUUCCUACAGGCUGGAGCCGCGCUCACUCAGCACCCAUUCAGAAAUAAGACAUCGUUUGGAAAGGAAGCAUCUGAUUUUUCAUUCAGCGGAGUCAGAGAUGUCCACCUCUGUCGGGGGGCUGAGCCGAGCAGGAGCCACUUCUCAUGGCUGAUGUUUGGGCUUCACGUCCGGCGGCGGCUUCGAUCCAGCUCCGAGCGAACCACAAACAUGCUCGCUUCCUUCGUGAUUUCUUCCUCUUAACCCAACUCAGGCUGGUUUAAAACAGAAGCUUCCAUCCUUGUUUUGUUUUAUUUUAUUUUAUUUUUAUUUUGUUUAAAUUCUCCACCAAAUGACCACAGCCCAGGGCAGCCGUGGACCUGACAUGCCUACGGAGCAGUGAGCGAUGGCAGCCAAAGAGGACCUGUAUGCCAAAGUGACCCCGCGGCGGCAGCGCCAGAGCCGGCCGAGCACCGUCAAACACGGCUCCACUCUGGACGUGCUGCUGUCCAUGGGCUUCCCCAAGACCAGGGCCUUGAAAGCUCUCGUUUCCACAGGCGGCAAAAACGUCCAGGCAGCCUGCGACUGGCUCUUCUCCCAUGUGGACGACCCUUUCCUGGACGACCCUCUGCCCAGAGAGUACGUGUUGUAUCUGCGACCCAGCGGACCGCUGCUCCAGCAGCUCUCGCACUUCUGGAAGCAGUCCCGCCUCUCCUGCGGCAAAAACAAGGCACACAACAUCUUCCCCCACAUCACCCUGUGCCAGUUCUUCAUGUGUGCCGAUGGGAAGGUGGAGGCCCUGUGCGACGCCCUCCAGACCACCGUGACCAACUGGAAGGGUCGUAUCCCCAUGCCCCUCCCCCUGGAGCUCUACACCUCCACAACAUUCAUCGGCCUCUUUGUGGAGGAGCAGAUGGCCGAAGUCCUGAAGAACUUUGCUGCUGAUUUUGCCACUGAGGCGCAUUCCAAAGCAGAUGUUCACGUGGAGCCCCAUAAGAAACAGCUUCACGUCACUUUGGCUUACCAUUUUCAAACAAGUCACCUUCCAGUUUUGGAGAAGUUGGCCAAAAACGUGGAUGCGUCUUCAGGCUGCGAUUGGCUGGCUGUGCUCUUCUCCAGGGAUAUUCGGUUCGCUAAUCAUGAGACACUGCAAGUCAUGUACCCGUAUGUGCCUCAGAAUGAUGAUGAGCUCGAGCUGGUGCAAGGAGACUUCAUCUUCAUGUCCCCGGUGGAGCAGACCACAGCCAGUGAGGGCUGGGUGUACGGCACUUCUCUGGGCACGGGGCUGUCCGGCCUGCUGCCUGAGAACUACGUCAACCGUGCUGAUGAGUCCGAUACAUGGGUUGUCCAUGGGUCUCACUCCUUUCUCAACUGUGCCUCUCCAUCUAACGCUGGCAGCACCGUGGGUGGGUUAUUGUUCGAUGGACAGCUGAAUGACAGUCUACUUGACAGUCUUGUGGAUCCUCCCAGCCUCACCGGCCUCUGUCCUCCUAUGCAGGUGUCAAGGCCCACCGGUCAGCAGUCCCUGUCUAAGAUGAGGCUGUUUGUGUGUCGCCAUGGCGAGAGGAUGGACGUGGUGUUCGGCAAACACUGGGUCACUCAGUGCUUUGACUCCAAAGGUCGAUACGUUCGCUCUAAUCUCAACAUGCCAUCCAGCCUCCCAGCGAGAAGCGGAGGUCACCGCGACUACGAUAAAGAUUGUCCAAUUACUGUGUUUGGCUCCACCCAGGCACGUCUUGUAGGUGAAGCCCUAUUAGAAAGCCACACGACGAUAGACUUUGUUUACUGCUCUCCUUCUCUUCGCUGCAUCCAGACUGCUCAGCACAUUGUGCAGGGUCUCCAGCAGGAGGCAAAGACAAAAAUCCGUGUGGAGCCUGGAUUGUUUGAAUGGACCAAGUGGGUUUCAGGCACAUGUUUACCUACGUGGAUCCCCCCAGCUGAGCUGGCUGCUGCUAACCUGAGUGUGGACACAACAUACAGACCUCAUAUUCCUGUAAGUAAGUUGGCAGUGUCAGAGUCCUACGAUACCUACAUCAGCAGGAGCUUCCAAGUGACCCGAGAGAUCCUGACAGAGUGCAAAAACCUGGGUAAAGUAUAAUAAAGACAUUAUCAAGAGAUUCAAAUUGUUACUAAAUUUACUAAGCAUAAAUGUGGCCAACUUUCACUGGCUGAAUCAGCCCCUUUCUCUUCAAGAUGAUUAUAUUUUAAACUCCAUGUACAGCAGAAGGAAAUGUGUGAGUGUAUAUACUAAAUAUCGAGUUUGU
This is a messenger RNA of Stegastes partitus (bicolor damselfish), 2574 nucleotides long. It is a transcript of the gene ubash3ba, whose product is annotated as ubiquitin associated and SH3 domain containing Ba. Gene Ontology annotation, molecular function: protein binding. The transcript has 12 exons. The record is from RefSeq and is a predicted model, not a curated record. The coding region runs from base 717 to 2408 and encodes 563 amino acids. Lineage: Eukaryota; Metazoa; Chordata; Actinopteri; Pomacentridae.